AUGCCCAGUGCAUAUAGCAAACAAAUGCGUCAAUUGAGGAAAAUUUAUCUAGAUAACAAAAGAUCUAAGAAUUUUUCUAUCGCACAACCCGUUGAUGUUUCAACUAUUAAUUCAUCUCGCAUACUCGCUGGAAACUCAAAUCUUGGUAGCGGAAACAUUCAAUCAUCAAUUAGCUCAAGACAUGUUUCUAAAUGCAAAGAAAAUAACAUAAAAGAUACAUCUUAUUCAUGUCCUAAAACACAUUCACAAGUUGUUGCCACUAAUGCAGUGGUUAGAAGUCCAUUGUCGGAUAUUACAAAAGAUAUGUCUAACUACACUAAUAAUAAUACUACACCUUCAUCAGAUACUAGACAUGUUUCUAAAUUUAAAGAAAAUAUCAUCCAAGAUAGAUGUUAUCCAAGCCUUAAAACACCUACACAAGUUGUUUCUACCAAUCAAAGCAUUAUAAGUCCAAUGGGCAUUAUGAGUGAGAUGCCUAAUUACAACAAAAACAAUACUCGACCGUCAUCAAAUACAAGAAGAAUGUCUACCCGGUCUACUUCGAUCACCAUCAACCGUACAUGUUUGUCAUCUCAUCAAACUCCUAAUGGUAAAUAA
Messenger RNA from Helianthus annuus (common sunflower), 597 nucleotides. RefSeq lists its product as uncharacterized. The record is from RefSeq and is a predicted model, not a curated record. NCBI's taxonomy places the organism in Eukaryota, Viridiplantae, Streptophyta, Magnoliopsida, Asterales, Asteraceae. The transcript has 4 exons. The coding region runs from base 1 to 597 and encodes 198 amino acids.